Emiliania huxleyi CCMP1516 is the source of this 807-nucleotide messenger RNA. RefSeq lists its product as hypothetical. The record is from RefSeq and is a predicted model, not a curated record. Gene Ontology annotation, molecular function: oxidoreductase activity; iron ion binding. The coding region runs from base 1 to 807 and encodes 268 amino acids. Gene Ontology annotation, biological process: lipid biosynthetic process. The transcript has a single exon. NCBI's taxonomy places the organism in Eukaryota, Haptophyta, Isochrysidales, Noelaerhabdaceae.
AUGGAUUUCCUGUACGCGAGCAACGCCACCAUCGACCGAUACACACGCGCGCAAGCAGAGUGGCCGACCACCCAGGAGCUCCUCUACGAAGGCCUCCUCGUCGCCGGCUCCAUAUUCCUCGCCGCUGCGCUGCUCGAGCUGACGGUCGUCGACACCGUUCGCUCGAUCCUCAAGUCCAAGAACGGCGUGGAGCUGUACGCCAAGGCGUGGCUGUACAACGUCGUCAACCACUGCAUGCUCGCGCCCAUUGUCUACGCGGUCGGCGUGCGGCUCUUCGCCUCGCCCUCGAUCCAGUUCACUCCGGCGGAGCGGGUUCUGCACUAUGCGAGCUGCGUCGCCAUCCACUCGGCAGGGUACUACUGCACGCACCGAGCCAUGCACACCAAGACCCUCUACUGGGCACACAAGUAUCACCACCGCUUCAACGUCCACAUCUGCCCGAUCGCCGCGUCGGCCGUCACGCAAGUCGAGUACAUGUUCGCCUAUCUGAUCCCAUUCAUCAUCGCCGGCGUCCUGAUGCAGCCCGUUCCGAUGGAGACGAUCGCCGUCGCGGGUCUCGCCAUCGGGCACAUCAACAACCUGAUCCACACGCCGUGGCUCGAAUCUCUCUCCCACCGCGUCGUCCCGUGGAUCGGCGUCUCUACCGCCGAUCACUUUGACCACCAUCGCAAGCUGACAACCAACUACGCGGCCCCGACGAUCAAUGUCGACAGGCUGCUGAAGCUCGCGCCGCCGCUCGAGCGGGCCGCCUCGCGCCUCUUCGCCGCCUUUGGCAAGCCUGUCGCUUGCAGCAGCAAGGGGGCGUGA